Oncorhynchus keta (chum salmon) is the source of this 4728-nucleotide messenger RNA. RefSeq lists its product as uncharacterized. Gene Ontology annotation, cellular component: nucleus. The transcript has 4 exons. Lineage: Eukaryota; Metazoa; Chordata; Actinopteri; Salmoniformes; Salmonidae. The record is from RefSeq and is a predicted model, not a curated record. Bases 803 to 2341 code for a protein of 512 amino acids.
AACCAUCUCCCUUUUUUCCGCCAUUUUUAGCCGACUCAAGUUCACCCGCUUCCUUCCUCUCUCUUAGACCUCCUCUGCCCUCCAAUCCCCCUUCGUAUUCAAAGUAUACGUCUCCUUAUGCUAAUACUGCACUUCUCCUGACAUACAUUUUGUUAUUGCAUUAUAAGCAAAUGCUUUACACAUUCAUAUUCCUUUAUCUAGCACUGGGAACAUGUGACAGCGGAAUAGUGACGUAUAUAUUCAGCGACGCUCUACGGUUUGUGUACAAUUUCAAGCUUGACGGGAGGGUUACGUUUAAGGACAAUUGCAUCAAAUGUGUCUUUGUUUUAUAAUCGUGAGAAUUCCCUCGAUCCUCUAUUUACUCAAGUCUAUCUGCACAUCUCUGUUGAUGGGUACUGUCAUAUAGUUGUUUUUGCACUAACAUAAAGGAAUUUAAAUGAUAGUUUUCAGAGAGAGUACAUGUCUCUCUUGGCCAGCUUUUACAGUUGAAUAACGUCUGCUCCAGGACUUUAGCUGUAGGCUACCUGGUAUGAAUUAAUAAUAUAUUAUGCAAACUAAUGCACAUUACAGUGAAUGUUGAUCUCAGUAUGUCCCUGCACAAGAUGCUCUCCUAGCGCCCCUAUUUAUUUAUGUGCCACUUAGUUGUAGCCUGUGAACAUAUGCCUUAUGCUGCCCCCACUGAAAGAUUAGUCCGUUGUCAGGCAGAUAUUGCUCGUCCCCAACAAUGGUGUGGUACGGCCAGCCAUCUGUCGCUGUGUGAAUGGAACUGUCAGUUGGUCCGUCUGUAAACCAGGCCUGACUCAUGACUGAGUACUACGAGGAGGGGGGCCUGCUGUACGAGCACUCGCCUCCCAUGCACAUCAAAGUGGAGUCUCCGGAGGGACCCUUCGGAGGGGGCGUCUCAGAGGACGGCUUUCCCAGGGAGGAUGAGGACUCAGAAGGCAGCUGUGACCAAAGCAGUGGGCUGCCUGGUGGACUACCCUUCAACGUGGUGGUGGUGCAUCCGAACAUCAUGACCCCUGGCAUGUCCUCAGAUGACCUCCUAUCCAUGGAACAGCCAGGGGGUGCAGGCAAGAGGAAGAGUCGUUUUAGCGGUGCAGAGCUGGAGGUGCUGGUUUCUGAGGUGACGCGGUGUGAGGGAGAGCUUUUUGGUCCUGCUGGGAGGCUCCGGCGCAGGGAGAGAGAGAGGAUCUGGGCAGGAAUCCUGGAGCGGGUCAACGCUGUGUCCAGAGUCCCUCGCACCCUCCGCGAGGUCAAGAAGCGCUGGGACGACCUGAAGAGACGCAAUGGAGGCAGGCUGGCAGACGCUAGGCACCGAACUUGUUACCUGCCAUCUAAUAGAGUGGCUUCCAUGCUGGGACGGUCAGCUCAGGCAAGCCCCAGGCUUCACCAGGCCAGACAGAAGCAAAGCACCAGAGGGAAGGCCAGUUUCACGUGCUUCACUGAUACAGAACCAGUGGGUGGAGGUGAAGGGUCGGAGAGGGAUGGCUUUGAGAAGGAUGAGGAUAGUGGUGAGCGGGAAGUGGAGGUGGGAGAGGCGGAAUGCGAGGGGGCAGAGAGCAGUAUGGAGGAAAAGCUGGGUUUAGGACUGGGAAUAGGGCCUCCCCCUAACUCGGAACGCUGGCUGCCUCCUUCUCCCCUCUACAGCGCCCCUUUCCUCAAUGGGACCCCUCAGCCUAGUCCCCAGCCCUCACUAGGGGCCCAGCAGGGACCCCUAGAGGCCCCUCCUCGUGGCUCAUGGCUGGAGGACGAGCUCCGCGGCAUGGGGGAGGCAGCUCUGCAGCUGGGGGAUCGGGUGGAGCAGAGUCUUCGGGAGUUUGGGGAGGGAUUCAGACGUGAUAUGAGAACAUUAGUGGUCUCUCAAGAGGCACUGGCAACCAGCCUACAGCAAAACAAUGUUCUCCUGCAAAGGCUGCUGGGAGUCUUAGAGGCACAGCAGCAGCAGCAGCAACAACAACAACAACCACCACAGCAGCAGCCACAUCAUUCCCAAAAACAAGAGCCACAACAGUCAACGCAGCAACCACAACAGUUACAGCAGCAGAAACCACAGCCUCAACAACUGAUUCAGCAGCAGCAACAACAACAGAUACAACAGCAACAACUGCUACUACAGCAACCCCAGCUGGUGCAGCAACAACAGAUACAACCGCUACCACAGCAACCGCAACACCCCCAGAGUCCAAGUAAUCAACCAACUUUAGCAGUUGCCCCUGUACAACCACCCCCAGAUAUUCUUGAUGGUACCACCCGUCCAAAUCUACCCGCAGUCAUUAAUGGAAUUGUCCAACGGCCAAGGCGGGGGAGAAUUGUUGAUCAUAGACGAAGAAGAAGGCGUUAGAUAAAGAGAUGUAAAUAAGCUUUGAUGUACUUUAUUUAUUUUCUCUUAUACAAUCUGAUUUGAAAUAAUUGUGUCCCUCUAAUUUCAACCAAUGCUGAAAAAGUUGUGUUUUAUGAGUACAUUUGUUGUGUAAAGUGUUCAGACCCCUUGACUUUUUCCACAUUUUGUUACGUUACAGUCUUAUUCUAAAAUGUAUUAAAUUAAUGAAUUUCCUCAUCAAUACACCAUAGUGACAAAGUGAAAACAGGUUUUAAUAAAUGUUUACAAUAAUUUACAUAAGUAUUAAGACCCUUUGCUAUGAGACUUGAAAUUGAGAUCAGGUGCAUCCUUUUUCCAUUGAUCAUCCUUGAGAUGUUUCUACAACUUGGGAGUCCACUCUGGUAAAUUAAGGUCCCAGAGUUGACAGUGCAUGUAGGAGCAAAAACCAAGCCAUGAGGUCCAAGCCAUUGAUGAAGGUGCUGCUAUAGCUGAAGCUAUAAUGGAACAAGCACCUUCAUCAACACGUUCCCUUCUUUCAGCCUGGGGUCUCUUUACUGCCCCACCGUCCUCUACAAGGUCGAAGGAAUUGUCUAUAGAGCUCCGAGACAGGAUUGUGUCAAGGCACAGAUCUGUGGAAGGGUACUACAAAAUGUCUACAGCAUUGAAGGUCCCCAAGAACACACUGGCCUCUACCAUUUUUAAAUGGAAGAAGUGGAACAAUUUAAUCUUCCUAGGGCUGGCCUCCAGGCCAAACUGAGCAACUGGAGAAGGGCCUUGGUCAGGGAGGUGACCAAGAACCCGAUGGUCACUCUGGUAGAGUUCCUCUGUGGAGAUGGGAGAACCUUCCAGAAGGACAACCAUCUCUGCAGCACUCCACCAAUCAGGCUUUAUUGGUAGAGUGGCCAGACGGAAGCCACUCCUCAGUUAAAGGCACAUGACAGCCUGCUUGGAGUUUGCCAAAAGGCACCUAAAGACUCUCAGACCAUGAGAAACAAGAUUCUCUGAUCUGAUGAAACUAAGGUUGAACUCAUUGGCCUGAAUGCCAAGCGUCACGUCUUGAGGAAACCUGGCACCAUCCCUACUGUGACGCAUGGUGGUGGCAGCAUCAUGCCGUGGGGACGUUUUUCAGCGGCAGGGACAGGGAGCCUAGUCAGAUUGAGAGGAAGAUGAACAGAGCAAAGUACAGAGAGAUCCUUGAUGAAAACCUGCUCCAGAGCACUCAGGAACUCAGAUUGGGGAGACAGUUCACCUUUCAAAAGGACAAUAACCCUAAGCACUCAGCCAAAACAAUGCAGUAGUUGCUUCGGUACAAGUCUGUGAAUAUCCUUGAGUGGCCCAGCCAGAGCCCGGACUUGAACCUGAUCGAACAUCUCUGGAGUGACCGGAAAAUAGCUGUGCAGUAAUGCUCCCCAAAUACAGGUGUGCCAAGCUUGUAGCGCCAUACCCAAGAAGACUCGAGGCUGUAAUCGCUGCCAAAGGUGUUUCAACAAAGUAAGUAGAGUGUGCUGAGUAAAGAGUCUAAAUACAUAGGGAAGUGUGAUAUUUUUUUUUUUUUUUACAUUUGCAAACAUUUCUAAAAACCUUGCUUUGUCAUUAUGGGGUAGCGUGUAUAGAUUGAUGGAAGAAAAAAACAAUGUAAUACAUUUUAGAAUAAGGCUUUAACGUAACAAAAAGUCAAGGGGUCUGAAUACUUUCCGAAUGUACUGUAUAUAUUAUUUAAACUAAACACAGUAGGCUAAUUGAAGGUUCAGCCCUGAUCCAUAUAUAUUAGCAUAAUGUAUUGGUUGGAAGUUGCUGCAAUAGAACCAAGAAAUGUCAGCGAUUUCUGUUUUGUCCAAAUCUUGUAGAUAGACAAUCAGCAUUACGUUAACAGAAAGCACUUUGGAGUCUGCAGCAAUCUAUCAUUCGAGCAUAUUAGUAAAUGACCAUUGAAAUGUAAUAUACCAAUGCAUAUGUACAUGUUCUGAUUGCUCGUCCAGUUGUAUGAUGCAUAUUAAACAUGCAUUGUGUGACAGGCUGGACAUACACAUGCAAAUCUUAGAAAAAAGGUAUUAUACAAUGUGUAUUUAACAUGUGAUGAUAAAUUAUUUUAUAAUUGGACUAUAAUGUUUAAGAUAUGGAAAUGUUUCCCUGCAUAGCUCUUAAAUGAAAAUCUGCAUCAGUAUGUAUUUUGCUUCAGAUUUCCUUUUUUUUGUGAUGUUAUCAAUUUAUUAAGCAUUAUAUACAAGUAUGAUGUAUGUGUUAUCUUGCAUGCAGUGUCUGAUGUGUAGACAAAAUGCAAGGGAUCUGUAAAAAAAAAAAAGAAGCAUUUGUGUACCUUUUUGCACAAUUUAUAUACCUAAAUAUAGUUGAAGGGUCUGACUCUGUUCUGAAACAUGUAUUGACUAAAGAUUAAUAAAGGCAACCCU